Clupea harengus (Atlantic herring) is the source of this 1338-nucleotide messenger RNA. It is a transcript of the gene stpg1, whose product is annotated as sperm-tail PG-rich repeat containing 1. Gene Ontology annotation, cellular component: female pronucleus; male pronucleus; germinal vesicle. The record is from RefSeq and is a predicted model, not a curated record. Gene Ontology annotation, molecular function: histone binding; chromatin binding. Gene Ontology annotation, biological process: epigenetic programing of male pronucleus. NCBI's taxonomy places the organism in Eukaryota, Metazoa, Chordata, Actinopteri, Clupeiformes, Clupeidae.
CCGGGAAACUAACCGAGACCUAAGUGAGUUCCACUAUUUGCCACAGGGGGGCAAUAUUACACAACCUCUGUAAAAAUCUGUGUAGUUUGCCCGUGAACAUGUGACAUUCUUCAACGCAUGUUUGCUACCAUGGUAACGUGAGUAUCACUGCAAGAAUGUUACGACAAUCUCACCUUGGACAAAACUUAAUUUCUUUUAAUGAGGCGUGUAGCAGGAAACAACACAUUUGAAUGUAUCUCAACGUGCAAAGGUUAUAAUGAGAAAACUACACAGAGGUUCGAGGGAUUGUCGCAAGCCACUUGGAUGUACCUCAUCUAUUCCAGUGAAGUAUCAAACCGUUGUCAUCAGCAAUGAAGAAAAGAAGGGCUUUUAUUCCCAGUCAAAGAGGUUUCCCUUAGAAGACAGUUUGAAUGCAAAUCCUGGUCCUGGCGCAUAUUUGUCACACACCCCUGCAGAAUUCAAUAGCCCUUCAUUUUCCAAGAGAGGCACUGGGGGCUUCGCAUCACAGGCUCUGAGAGUUUCUUGGAACUUACAGAGAGGUAUCCCAGGACCCAAUGCAUAUAACCUGCAAUCCAGUUUGCUGCCCAAACACACCUUUUUAAGGGGAAGCACAGGAAAUUUCCGUCUGCCUAUUGCAGUGAGGACGGAUAGUGUGUCCAAAAGAACCCCCGCUCCAAACCAUUACAAUGUGUCUUACAACGGUACUGAGAAAAACGCGACUACAUCAGCCAAGUCUGCCUUCCUCUCAAAGACAUCAAGAGAUGUGGUCAAUUUAAGCUGUUUAAAAGGACCAUCCCCCUGUCAUUAUAAUGUAAAGGACUCCAUAACACAGAAGGAGCCACAGGUGCCCUAUUCCAGUUUUAAAUCAAACAUGGCCCGCAACCCACUUGCACAGAAGAGAGAAGGCCCAGGGCCUGGUUCAUACAACCCCUAUCAGAUCCCAGAGAUGGUGAGAAGAACACUCUUACCACGGAGACAUUAUCUUGGACUUUCAGCACCUGCUUUGAAACCCCCCGAAAACCCACCUCUGCCAGGCCCAGGGCAGUAUGAGAUCGUUGACUACGCAGGGCCUCCCAAACACUUCAUGUCCAGUGCUGUGUUCGUCUCAGGAACAAGCCGAUGGGUACAAGACCCAAGAGGACAGGAUGCUCCUGGUCCAGGGUUUUAUGAUCCAGCGAUUACGUCAAAGAGGUCAUUCUUACUCAACUAUGGAAAGAUCUGGAUACCAGCGUGAGCUGGGCAAGGAUGCUUAUUUGGUUGGACACAAAGAACAUUCAACAGGAGUUUAGUCAUUUUAAUACAUUUCAUUAGUGAUGGAGUACAAUCAAAACAUGAUUU